UGCUUUAAAAAGGGAGCCCAUGGCUUCUGGCAUUCAGGUUUCAGAACUGCACCCUGACGGAAUAAUCUGACUAUCAUCCUGAGCACAACUGCGGGAAUUAACGCUGUGUUCGGACGAUUUGUAACUUUGUCAAACUUCUGGUCAAGUUUUAUUAUUAUUAUUAUUAUUAUUACUUUAAACUUAUAGAUAAAUCUCUAGAUGGUGAAGAUGGGAAAAGACUACUACAGCAUAUUAGGGAUUCAGAAAGGUGCGUCUGAUGACGAGAUCAAGAAAGCGUACCGCAAACAAGCUUUAAAAUAUCAUCCGGAUAAAAACAAGUCGCCCAACGCCGAAGAGAAGUUCAAGGAGAUCGCGGAAGCCUACGACGUCCUGAGUGAUCCAAAAAAGAAGGACAUCUAUGACAAGUUCGGUGAAGAAGGGCUGAAGGGCGGAUCUGGCGGUGGCGGUGGUGGCGGCCCCGGCUUCACGUACACCUUCCAGGGCGACCCGCAUGCCAUGUUUACCGAGUUCUUUGGUGGGCGGAACCCCUUUGAACACAUCUUUAGUCACAGCAUGAGUGGCAAUGAUUACAUGGAUGUGGAUGAGCCAUUUGCAAGCUUUGGCAUGGGUGGUGGGCACCCCUUUGGUGGGAGGAUUAAGAAAAAGCAGGACCCCCCGGUGACCCACGAGCUCCGUGUCAGCCUGGAGGAGGUGUUCAGCGGUUGCACCAAGAAAAUGAAAAUCUCACGACAUAGGCUGAACCCAGACGGCCACAGCACACGCACAGAGGAAAAGAUUCUCACGGUGGAGGUGAAGAAGGGCUGGAAGGAGGGAACCAAGAUUACUUUCCCUAAAGAAGGUGACCAGAUGCCGAACAACAUCCCCGCCGACGUCAUAUUCAUCGUGAAGGACAAACCGCAUCCGGUGUUUAAGAGAGACGGAUCAGACAUCAUCUACCCAGCUAAGAUCUCACUCAAAGAGGCUCUCUGUGGUUGUACAGUAAAGGCCCCAACGUUGGACAAGCGCACUGUCUCCCUGUCACUGCAAGACGACAUCAUCCGGCCCGGGACGAAGCGGCGCAUCACAGGCGAAGGCCUUCCUUUGCCCAAGAGCCCCGAACGCCGUGGUGAUUUAAUCAUUGAGUUUGAGGUGAAAUUUCCUGAGAGAUUGACUCGGGACGCCAAGGACACCAUUGCACAGGUCUUACCCUCGUAAUGGUUGCACUUGAUGACGUUGCGUCCACCGACUGAAAGAUGUGACGCAUGAACCUAUGAACUGAGUUACGCUGAAUUUCAAGCCGGCGAGUCUUUCUGGAUGACCAGUCUUCUUUGCUGCGCUUUGAUAUUUUGCUCAACUGAAAAGAUGUUUCAGUUUUUCAUAACUGAGAGCUUGUGUUUGAAAUUAGCUUUAAAUGUACAGUGAGUAAAACUCCACGUACUACUGGAGGACAUUCCACGAAGUGAGCAAACCUGAUGAACCAGACUUAUUCCAUCAAGCCUGGCUAGGUUCUCUCGAUUUCGUCUCCAUGAAAGAAGCUCAGUUAUAAUGGCAACAUAUUCCAUUUUGGACAAGACUGCUCAGGCUAAUGCUGAAGCUUAGCUGAGUUUGAUGAAUUGUGACAGCUUCUUGAGUUAUUUGGUAUCUUAAAUGGACUGAUUGUUUGAAUAUGUAUUCUGUUGGCCAUCUUCUGCCAGGCAGUUUCUAUGCCUUUAUUACUACGCAGGGUAUUUCCCUGUCUUCAUGUCUUGUAAAGUUUAAUAAACAAUCUCUGCUUUACAGGGUGAAAAGGUUGCCCUUUUUUUGCUGUCUUUAGUUGACAUUUGUGCAGUUGAUUUUCGGGGCAGUUCGGGUAUUACGUAGAUGUGUGACCAUCGAUUUGUACAGUUUCUCUGGAAUUAGCUUAAACAUGUCACACCUGGAUUUUGUUAGUGAAAAAUCUAAAUCACUGAAAAAUCACUGAGCCUGGAAUCACCUGUCUGGUUAAACGAAUCAAGGCUGGGUUUUUUUUUGUUUUGUUUUGUUUUGUUUUGUUUUUUUAUUUAUUUUUUUUUAUUAUUUUUUUUUAAAUGAGCUUGCUUCGUGGAAUAACCUCCUGGUGCUGAGUGGUAGAAAGGACCAUUAGGUUCACGGUUCACAUAGAACCAUGUUUCUCACACACUCUCUCUCGCGCUCUGCUCUGUUCAGUAUGCACUUUAGCAGUUUGGGAUUAUAAGUAUUUUUGUAUAUUCAGUGAUGAGUUUAAGGUUUUAUUGUGAUUAGUAUGGACUCACUAAACCCAUUUUCUUGCAUUUUGAUACAACACUAAUAUUGGUGCUCUGCCUUACACGGAUAUCCUCACAGGAUACUAAUGAGUGUGAGCUUCAAGUUACAUGAAACACGAUGGAUGUGAAAGGCAGUGUUAAUGAAAACGGUUUGUGUGCAGUCUUGUGCAAAAAUUUAGAAAAUGUCAAAUCUGAUCAGAUGGUAUACAGGUGGAAAUCAGUUGAGAGUCUGAGGUAGAUACUCUGUUAGAUUGUUGCAUCAUACAGUUUGUUUUUUGCAACAGUGAUGUACAGGAACAGCUUGCACUGUGUACAUUUUAACAGACCUCACAGUCCAUUUUUAUUUUCCCCCUCAUUUUUUAUUUAUUUAUUAUUUUUUAACAUACAUAUUGGGGUGCUGUGAGAGGGUGUAUUAGUCCAGAUCAAUAAACAUAUAAACUAAACACUCCAUCUAACCCCAGUUUAGCAUAUGAGUAAAUGAAGCACUUAACCCUAUUGGUGUGUGUUUCUGUCUGAUUCAUCUGAAUUGGAUCAUAAGGAAGCUCAGGCAAAAAAAAAAAAAAUAAAAUUCUCAGCAUCUGAGAAUGGUCACAUUAAAUGGUAAACACUGGCACAGUGCGUCAUAGAAAUGACAAAGUUGGUGGUAUGUAUGAAUUUUUUUGGGUAGUGGGGUAAAAAAAAAAAAAAAUCAGUUUUGAGAAAUAAAUAAAUGACUAAAUGUAUCUUAACUACAUAAUCACCAUAAGCUUCCAGAUUUUUUAGAGUUUAUAAUUUAGUUUUGAGCUAAAAUUUUCAGUGUAAUUCAUUACUAUGGGCUCACUACCACCCCUGAUACAUGUCUAACAGGUUGUGCUGGGUGUAGGAUUAUCCAGAUUAGUAGUAGAGAUUGGUUUAAAAAAAAUAAAAAGAUGAAAUAGUUCUCUAUGGGCUAAAUUGUGAUAAUUCAGGAAGAGUUUGUUUAUUUCUCAUUACUGAAAAAGAAAAAAAAAAACUUCCUCAAAGUGAAUACUGUGCAGUGAGUCUUGUGAAAUUCCUCUGUUUUCAUCCACUGUUUGACUUGAACUCUUAUGAUGCUUGUAAUAUGUUAUACGUCACUGUAGGUACUAUACACAAUACAGUUGGCUACUUGAAAUGAUAUUUGAAUCACAGCAAUUUAUGUUCAAAAGCACCUUGUAUUCAUGAUUUAUCUAAAACUCAUAUUUGAAGACCAAAUUUCUCCCUACUAAAUUUAGGUAUAUAUUGGUUUUAACAGAGUUAUCAUUCCUCUUCAUUUUUUCCAUUUUUGUUUUCUUUAGCUUGGGAAUUUAUAUAAAGUGCCACAAAUGAAUAAUCUGCCCUCCAUGGCCAAAAGAACAAAACCUGUGUUUAGCGUUGCUGUGUGAAUGCCUCGUUUACUGUGUGUCAGGGAAAAUAAAGGAAUUGGUGUUUAAAAUUUGUAAAUGAGUUUCAUGCACAUUUAUUGAGUUGUUUUUUUUUUUUUUUUACAGAAUAUACAA
Molecule: messenger RNA, 3736 nt
Organism: Ictalurus furcatus (blue catfish)
Lineage: Eukaryota; Metazoa; Chordata; Actinopteri; Siluriformes; Ictaluridae
Gene: dnajb1b
Product: DnaJ heat shock protein family (Hsp40) member B1b
Exons: 3
Coding region: 199-1194 (331 amino acids)
Cellular component (GO): cytosol
Molecular function (GO): transcription corepressor activity; Hsp70 protein binding
Source: RefSeq, a predicted model, not a curated record